Messenger RNA from Rhincodon typus (whale shark), 505 nucleotides. Its product is annotated as 40S ribosomal protein S26. NCBI's taxonomy places the organism in Eukaryota, Metazoa, Chordata, Chondrichthyes, Orectolobiformes, Rhincodontidae. Gene Ontology annotation, molecular function: structural constituent of ribosome; mRNA binding. The record is from RefSeq and is a predicted model, not a curated record. Gene Ontology annotation, cellular component: ribosome; cytosolic small ribosomal subunit. Gene Ontology annotation, biological process: translation. The transcript has a single exon. The coding region runs from base 101 to 451 and encodes 116 amino acids.
GGAAAGCUAUUUUGUUCAUUCAGAUACAGAAAUGAGCAGUAAUUUGUCAAAUCAACACUUUUUUCCUCUCAAAAAUAGUAAGGGGUGACUCGUGCUGAAGAUGACUAAGAAACGAAGGAAUAAUGGACGUGCCAAGAAGGGCCGUGGUCAUGUACAGCCCAUCAGAUGCACAAACUGCGCCCGCUGCGUCCCCAAAGACAAAGCCAUUAAGAAGUUUGUCAUCCGCAACAUCGUGGAGGCUGCAGCAGUUCGAGAUAUUUCAGAGGCCAGUGUUUUUGAUGCAUACGUGCUGCCCAAGCUGUAUGUGAAAUUACAUUACUGUGUCAGCUGUGCCAUCCACAGUAAAGUGGUAAGAAAUCGUUCACGUGAGGCCAGGAAGGAUCGAAGCCCCCCUCCACGUUUCAGACCAGGCGCCAACAUCCCACGGGGACCUCCUCCCAAGCCUAUGUAAAUAGUAGCGGAUCCUAUUUGAAAUAAUAAAAUUGUUGGACCACUUAAAAAAAAA